UUUUAUUUUGUUUAUUUUGUUUUUUCUGUAUGUUAUUUUUUUAUUAUUUAGUUGUUUAUUGAAUUCGAAUGCUUACGUUUUUCUAAAAACAAUAAUGUUUGUGAUGAGGACGGAGCACAAGGUCGGAAGGUCGUGUCAGACCACUGUCACGUGACUGAUGAUGUCACAGCAGACUCUUUCCCAGCUGUCCAAUCAAACUGCAGUCGUCUCGUGCGUGAUCUAGAAGCGCGAGGUAGCGUCCGUGAGAGAGAAGAUCGUAGCGAGUCACUCAUGCGAUCAUUAUCAGCCCGAACGGACCGGACCCAUGGCGGCAGAGACUUUCAGAUCGUUAAGGCUGUGUCGGCGUCAUAUAUCUCUGUUACGGAGGUGUCCUCGGCUCAUAGGUCCACAAGUACUCAAUCAGAAGUUCUUCUCAUCACACAGAGUUGUAAAGAGUCACAGGCUCUUUAGGAAGCUGUUGAUUGGCGUCUCGGUGGGCGUGCCGCUCGUGGUCGGGGUGCGAUAUGUGGUCUCAGAGCCCAGAGAGAGGAGGAAGAUGACGAUACUAGCAGAUGGAGUCGGGCGCUUCUGCAGGUCUCUCUACAUCGGGCUUAUGAUAUCAGCAGAUUACUGGUGGACAUCCAACAUUGUUCUACGUGGCAUGGAUGAGAGCAGUCCAGAGUAUGAGGAGCUCAUGUCAGCAUGUCAUCAGAGAGCAGCCAGUAGUAUGGUAGACGGGGCCAUCCAGAAUGGAGGCCUGUAUAUUAAGCUGGGACAGGGACUGUGUGCAUUCAACCAUCUUCUGCCUCCAGAGUACCUCCGCACCCUGCAUGUGCUGGAGGAUAAAGCGCUCAACAGAAGAUACAAAGAGGUAGAUGCUUUAUUCCAGGAAGACUUCAACAUGACUCCUGAUAAAAUGUUCAGGACGUUUGACUAUGAGCCUGUGGCUGCUGCGAGUCUGGCACAAGUACACAAGGCCGAACUGCAUGAUGGGACACCUGUGGCUGUAAAGGUGCAGUAUAUUGAUCUCAGGGAUCGCUUUGAUGGUGAUAUCAGGACUCUGGAGAUUUUGCUGGACAUAGUGAAAUUUAUGCACCCCAGCUUUGGCUUCCGCUGGGUCUUACAGGACUUGAAAGGAACGCUGGCACAAGAGCUGGAUUUUGAGAAUGAAGGCAGGAAUUCUGAACGUUGUGCGGAGGAACUGAAGCAUUUUAAGUUUAUAGUUGUGCCUAAAGUGUUCUGGGACCUGACCAGCAAGAGGGUCCUUACAGCAGAGUUCUGUGAUGGAUGCAAAAUCAACAACGUGGAGGAGAUUCAGCGUCAGGGACUGAGUCUGAAAGACGCAGCUGAUAAACUUGUCCGCACAUUCGCAGAGCAGAUCUUUUAUACCGGCUUUAUUCACGCUGAUCCUCAUCCUGGAAAUGUACUGGUAAGAAGAGGUCCAGAUAAAAAAGCUGAGUUGGUUCUCUUGGAUCAUGGGCUGUAUGAAAGCCUAAGUAAAAGUGACAGAGCGGCUCUGUGUCAGCUGUGGCGAUCCAUAAUCCUGCGAGAUGAAGCAGGCAUGAAGACAUAUGCAAAUAAGCUCGGGGUCAAAGAAUACUUCCUGUUCUGUGAGAUGCUACUGCAGCGGCCAAUCAACAUGUGGGAGUUUGGCCUGGGUAACAUCCUGACUCGAGAGGAGACGACGUACAUGCGUGACAUGGCCAUGAACCGCUUUGAUCAGAUCAUGCAGGUGUUGAAGUCUAUGCCGCGGCCCAUGCUGCUGGUGUUCAGGAACAUUAACACAGUCCGCUGCAUCAACAUAACUCUGGGAGCUCCAGUCGACCGCUACUUCAUCAUGGCCAAGUGUGCUGUGAGGGGAUGGGGCAGAACUCAGGCUGAUGACACCAGGAUUCUUCUGAAACUGUCAUUCUUCCGCUGGGUCUGGACCUUUUGGGAGAGCAUCAAGUUUGAAUUUGCUUUAAGGUCAGAGAUGGCGCUCAUGAGUGUCACUCACUCUCUGCUUAAGCUGCUGUCUUACUGCAAUAUCAUCACUCUGGACCAGGACAUGUAUCAGUAUCUGAAAUGAAGCAUCACAUACCUCAUCAUCAUCACCUCUGAUUCUGGUUUCACUCAGUGCUGCUUGUUCUUUUAAUGACUUUUUCAAUUGAGCUUGGCCUCUCAGGAACCUCUCACACACUCACUCUCUAUGUCGCUCGCUGUCCGAGAGCUGCAUUUCACAGAAAGCCAAGCACUUUUUAAUUUUGCUUUUAUCAAUUAUGAUGUUCCGGCAUUUAAAAGACUUCUUUCAGUCAACUUUCAUUCAACAAGUUGUGAGACCUACAUUAGUUUCUUUUGUAGGCAUCAGAGUUUGAAACGCUAAAAUGAUUAAUGAUUAUCAUUUGUGGCAAUAAUGGGGAAAAAAACAACUAUUUGAACAAAGUAAAUGUUUAUGCUUAAAACAUGAGGUUUAACAAUUUAUUUCUAUGACAAUUAUAGAAACCUUUUUAUUUAAUGUAUUUUAAAAAUUGAGCCAGUUUAUUUUGUAUUUAUAUGGAUUUCACUGAUUAUACAUUUGGAGCUGAGAGGUGUUGUGCUGUCAAACCUUCUUACUGUGAGAAUUGGACGUGUAAUCUACAAUGCAAUAGUAUUUUGAAUAUAAAUCAUUUAUAAGAGGCUAUUAUUUCAGUUGUUUGUGAAAUGUUUUGAUUUUCCAGAGUCCAAAACUGAUGCUCUUGUAUCUCCUGGAGUCUCUAAUUCUUAAAGUUAGCAUGAAAUGAAAAUAAACUCUUUCUAUUUU
This is a messenger RNA of Megalobrama amblycephala (Wuchang bream), 2758 nucleotides long. It is a transcript of the gene adck5, whose product is annotated as aarF domain containing kinase 5. Bases 305 to 2047 code for a protein of 580 amino acids. The transcript is spliced from 15 exons. The record is from RefSeq and is a predicted model, not a curated record. NCBI's taxonomy places the organism in Eukaryota, Metazoa, Chordata, Actinopteri, Cypriniformes, Xenocyprididae.